AUGAACUUAAGCACCAAAAAAUUGCAAGAUCUGAACAAUUGCAGCACCUUAGCCACAGAGCGAGCAAGUAAUGGCAGCGUCCAACGGGGGGGUGAAAGCGGCCGGAAGAAGACCGUCAUCCGCCGGAUCAAGCAGGACGAUGCCACGCACGUCUGCUUCUCCAAGGGCUGCGUGGGGUUCUUCAGCAAGGCGAGCGAUCUAGCGGUCCUGACCGGCACCCAGGUGGCCGCUCUCACCUUCUCGCCCGGUGGCAAUGCCUUCUCCUUCGGCCACCCCUCUGUCGACACCGUCGUGGAACGCUUCCUGGUGGGGAAGGGUGCCGGGGCUGGCGCGAGGGAGGAGGGUGCUGCCAGUGAUGAUCAGAAGAUGGAGAAGCGGCACCAGGAGUUUGACGAGAUGCGCACGGACCUAUCAGAGGUGAAGAAGCGGACCGAGCGCGAGGAGGUCUCCGCGAAUGAGCGUGACACGGGGGAGCCGAUAGCGGCUUGGGUUGACCCGAAUGUGCGCGACAUGGGGGACGAGGACAUGGUGGCCUUCUUCGCCGCGCUGAUGCAGGUGAAGGACAUUGUCUCCGAACGCGCCAACCAGGUUCUCUUGCGCGUGGACGUGAGCCGCAUGAAGGAGCAGCAGAUGUUGAUGGAGCUGCCUCUGGCACAGGCAGUCACCGCCGGGAUGGAUAUGCAGGAGAUGCCUCCACCGCUGGUGUUCGCCGCGGGGAUGGAUAUGGAGGAGAUGCAGAUGGUGAUUCCUCAUCUGCUAGGGUUUGACGAUGAGAUGGGGAUGCCUCUGUCACCUGAGAUCCCUGCUGGGCUGGAGACGAACGCCGACUUCCUGUUCCCGUAUUGA
This is a messenger RNA of Triticum dicoccoides, 846 nucleotides long. Its product is annotated as agamous-like MADS-box protein AGL23. The transcript has 2 exons. The coding region runs from base 1 to 846 and encodes 281 amino acids. NCBI's taxonomy places the organism in Eukaryota, Viridiplantae, Streptophyta, Magnoliopsida, Poales, Poaceae. The record is from RefSeq and is a predicted model, not a curated record. Gene Ontology annotation, biological process: regulation of transcription by RNA polymerase II. Gene Ontology annotation, molecular function: DNA-binding transcription factor activity, RNA polymerase II-specific; protein dimerization activity; RNA polymerase II cis-regulatory region sequence-specific DNA binding.